AAAAAAUUGGUUGGGAGUGCUGUUACCAAGAGAUAGAUGGAGUUAAACUAAUAAUAAAUUGUUUUCCAACCUCUCAGGCUUGCCCUAAUCCUCCAUCUAAAGCUGCCUUGCAAGUUGCAACUGGGCUGCAGACCGCAGUGUAGGGUCGUUUUGGUUACAAUUUUCUCGGAGACUCAUCACAUUCUUUGAACACCCUACACUCUUUUCUUCCGAGUCAAUCAAGGGCAUAUAUACCAUGUCCAUCUCCAAGCGCCUCGAUAAUGCCCAUGAAGUGGUGACCAAGCUCUCAUCCGACUUGGAGCAUACCCCGUCCCCUGUUUCAUCAUUAAUCUUACCUACCAUCACAAACCUUAAUUCAUCAAACCCCUCUCGUUCAUCCACAUGCUUUUCGCUGGGGCACAUGCCAACUGUUAAGUUUGCACCGCUUCCAUUAACGGACCCUAGCAGGAGGCGUUCGAAUUUGCCGCUCGGGGUAGCGGCCCGUUCGCGGAGAAGACGACCCGCGCGUGAAGGUCGUCAGCAAGGACGGUCGUUGUGGACCAGUGACCCUCCCCCAGACCCACUGUUCGAGGAUCCAUUUAUCACCUUGGGGAAGUUCGUGAAAAGCGCGACUAAAAACCUGUGGCGACGCGUGAGAGAGAGGAAUGGGCUUGUGGAUCAGGUAGAGCCUAUCCAACACGAUGUCGUUAUUGAUAUCAGACCAAUGGAUAAUCAGGAGCAGCUGGUGGAAGUGAUGCCAGAGCACAGACAAGUAGUUAUCUCAGAGAUGGGCACGCGUGCUGAGCGCCCUGUGCUUGAUGUCAUUGACAACAACUUGAAGUGGCGGCGGAGAAGGACUACGGGCAGCACUAUGCCUUCUAGUCCAGGCCUAUAUUAAUUCCUCCAAGACUUUUACGGCGAAUUAUGAUAGUCUAAUCUUUCAUCCAGAUAAUUCGUGCCCAAGUACUGUAAAAGUUCUAGGUUCUCGGU
Messenger RNA from Suillus bovinus, 969 nucleotides. RefSeq lists its product as uncharacterized. NCBI's taxonomy places the organism in Eukaryota, Fungi, Basidiomycota, Agaricomycetes, Boletales, Suillaceae. The record is from RefSeq and is a predicted model, not a curated record. The coding region runs from base 236 to 877 and encodes 213 amino acids. The transcript has a single exon.